GCGGCGCCGCGGCCUCUGCGGAGCAGCCUGAAAGCUGCCAACAUGGCUGCCGCCGCGCGCCUCCUGGGUCCUUUGGUGAAAAGCAGCAGGGGCAGCAGUCAGGGGACAAUCCAUGGACUGUGGAGGUGUCAGUCUGGUGCAGCGGCAGCAGCCACACACACGCAAAGAACAAAAGCUCAAGUUCAGCCAGAGAAGAGGAAGCCUAAAACCGGAAUAUUAAUGCUAAACAUGGGAGGCCCAGAGACACUGGGAGAUGUUCAUGACUUCCUACUGAGGCUUUUCCUGGACAGAGACCUAAUGUCGCUUCCUGUACAAGACAAACUGGCCCCUUUCAUUGCCAAGCGUCGCACACCCAAAAUUCAGGAGCAGUACCGUAAGAUUGGAGGUGGUUCACCGAUCAAAAAGUGGACUACCCAGCAAGGAGAAGCCAUGAUAAAGCUUCUGGAUGAACUUUCUCCACACACAGCUCCUCACAAAUAUUACAUUGGAUUUCGGUAUGUCCAUCCUUUAACAGAAGAGGCAAUUGAAGAGAUGGAGGAAGAUGGGCUUGAAAGGGCUAUUGCUUUCACACAGUAUCCACAAUACAGCUGCUCUACCACAGGCAGUAGCUUAAAUGCUAUUUAUCGAUACUAUAAUAAAGUUGGGAAGAAACCAAAGAUGAAGUGGAGUACUAUUGACAGAUGGCCUACCCAUCCUCUUUUCAUUCAGUGCUUUGUAGACCACAUACAAAAAGAAUUAGACCUGUUUCCACCGGAGAAGAGAGGAGAGGUGGUCAUUCUUUUCUCUGCGCACUCACUGCCAAUGUCUGUAGUCAAUCGAGGGGAUCCUUAUCCUCAAGAGGUAGGAGCUACAGUCCAGAGAGUAAUGGAGAAGCUGGGGUACUCCAACCCAUAUAGACUUGUCUGGCAGUCUAAGGUUGGUCCAAUGCCGUGGUUGGGUCCACAGACAGAUGAAACUAUCAAAGGACUUUGUGAAAGGGGCAGAAAGAAUAUCCUUUUAGUUCCAAUAGCAUUUACCAGUGAUCAUAUUGAAACCUUGUAUGAACUCGAUAUCGAGUAUGCUCAAAAACUAGCAAAUGAGUGUGGAGUUGAAAACAUCAGAAGAGCAGAAUCUCUUAAUGGAAAUCCAUUGUUCUCUAAGGCACUGGCUGAUUUGGUUCAUUCACAUAUCAAAUCAAAUGAAAUGUGCUCCAAGCAGUUAACUCUAAGCUGUCCACUCUGUGUAAAUCCUGUCUGCAAGGAGACAAAAUCCUUCUUCACUAAUCAACAGCUGUGACACAUGGUCUGUGGAGCCAGUUGGAUUAGUCAGGAGAAGAACUUCCUGGGCUGUCUCCCCAGACACCCCAGAGACAUCUCACCUGGGGAAAAAAUGUUAGGAGAAGUAAAGGAACGGAAUUACAUUACUUUGUUGACGAAUCCUUUGGUACAUUUUGCUGGAUAUUAUGUAGAGAGUGAUUCUGAAGAUCCCUCUAGAGGGAAUUCUGUUUUUAUGUAUUUAAUAUGCUGUGAACAUUCACAUUUUAUUCUUUUAAGUAUAGUGACGCUCUUUAAGUAUUGCUAGCAUAAUGGCCAAUUGGCUGUUUCAUAUUAAUAAUAAACAGAUGGAUUUUAAAGACUUCUUGGGUUCUAGAGACACAUUUUAAAUACAAAUUUUGGUUUCAUCACCAAAGAAAUUUUACAGCAGUACAGGUGCAACUAUCUCAUAUGGACUGUGGGGAUGAUUGAGACUUGUUUGCAUUUCAUUCAUCUGUUUUUCUCUUUGUUUCAUCAAAAAUGUGUCUGACUAUGGAAAACCUAACUUGAAAAGAAGGCUACUCAGUGUUCGUUCUGUGGCCUACUCAACUGUCUCAACUGUCGUUGAGAGUGAGCUCUGAUGCCUGUGUCUACCAAUGAUUUGCCAGAAGUUUGCCAGUGAAACUGGUCUUCUUUUCAUAUUGCUUUUUUCAUUGGUAAUAGUGGAAUGUGUUGAUUUCUAAAUCGCCUGGGAUUCUGAAAUCCACUUGGGUAAAGACUCAGGGUUGCUAAUAACAGAAAAACAUAUUGUCUAUUAUGCAUAACUUUAUGGAAAUUUAUGGUGGCUGAAGGAGUGCUCAUGAUCUUUUCUACUGGCCUCUGGAGUUGAUAUUCUUGAGGAAUGAUUUUACUGAAAAAUUUUGAUAAUACCUUGAUUUUUAACUUUUCUCCCAGAAUCCCAGAGAGCGUUUCUGUGCAAAUUCUCUUCUGUCUGAGAUGAGUUUUUCCAUUCUGUAUAGGUUUGUUUUGAAAAUUAUUUUUUGAAUGGGCAGAUAUGUUUUGUAACCACGAGUUCUUAGGUGAAAAGUUACCCGCAAAUGCAGCAAUGAUGUCAGAUAAUCAGAUCUCAUAUAUGUUCUGAUUUAAGUGGAUUAAAAUUCACUGUCAGCCGCUUACACAAUAGAACUUGUAAUGAUCACUAUUUUCCUUGGUUCUUCCAAAGACUAACACGUGAUGUUCUUCAAAAGAGAUUUUCUCUGUUUGAUUUAAAGAUGUCUUUUUUUUUUUUUGGUUAGGCAGUUGGGGUUAAGUGACUUGC
Vombatus ursinus (common wombat) is the source of this 2550-nucleotide messenger RNA. It is a transcript of the gene FECH, whose product is annotated as ferrochelatase. The transcript is spliced from 11 exons. Gene Ontology annotation, molecular function: protoporphyrin ferrochelatase activity. The coding region runs from base 43 to 1275 and encodes 410 amino acids. Gene Ontology annotation, biological process: heme biosynthetic process. Lineage: Eukaryota; Metazoa; Chordata; Mammalia; Diprotodontia; Vombatidae. The record is from RefSeq and is a predicted model, not a curated record.